AUGCCCCCGCGCAGGUCCCAUAAGAAAUCCAGGGCCGGCUGUCGUCGCUGCAAGUCGCGCAAGAUCAAGUGCGACGAGGCUCGCCCGCGAUGCUCCAACUGCGACAAGCAUGGCGUCAAUUGCGACUUUGAGUUUCCCGAACUCGCCUCCGGCCUCUCGCCCAACGGCUCGCGCUCUCCCUCCGGCUCCAAGCCCGGCCUCACGCCCGUGACGAGACCCGCGUCCUCCAGAGCGGCUUCCCGACUGGCUGCCCGCACCUCCUCUUCUACUGCUUCGACCGCCACACUCGGCCCCCCACCACCGUCCCCCUCCUGCAUGUCAGCUCUCACCGCCACCACGCCCUCCACCCCCGCCGGCCGCAUUCUGGAGCUUCGUCUCCUCCAUCACUUCACUACUGUCACUUUUAAGACGCUGUCGUCGUCCAACGAAAAGGUCCAGACCAUAUGGCGCGACUUUGUACCCCGCGCUGCCUUUGCUGCCGCCAGUGGCUCCACGGCCACUGCCUCCAACCACCUGACUGACGGCAUCUUGGCCAUUGCCGCCCUGCACCUACGCACCCUGGCCCCCCAUGACCGCGAGCUGAUCAGCGCCUCUCACGCCUACAUGGCCUCGUCGCUCAGCGAGUACAAUCGUCUCCUCAAGCUCGGCAUCAACCCCUCCAACGCCGUCGCUCUCUUUCUCAACGCCGCCCUGAUUGCCUUCCAGUCGGCUGCUGCCCGCAUCUUCAACAAGGAGGAGCCGGCCGUCAGCAUUGCCGACAUUGACGAAGCUGCCGCCGGCCUGGCCGGUGCCGGUGCUGGCAAUCCUUCCAUCUCGCCUUCCUCUACUACUGCAAACUCCACAUCCUCGACAACGGCUGCUGCCGGCAACCCCGGCGCCUACGGCCUGCCCAUGUCCUGGUUCCAUGCCUUUCAGGGCGUCAAGACAAUCACGGCGGCCUCAUGGCAAUGGCUGCGCAGCAGCGACAUUGUCCUGCCCAUCAUCAACGCCCAGCCCCCGCUGCACUUGGACAUUGCUGCCGCACACGAGGGCUUCUUCGGCCACCUGCUCGACGGCCUCGACGAGGAGCUGACUGGCCUGUCCUGUACCGCCGGUGCCACCGGCAACGACGCCACGUGGACGCCCAAGUCGGUCUUUUCCUUUGGCCGGAGUCCGUUUACACAGAGCACAUCGGCCACUGGCAGCGAGUUUGAUGGCUCUUCCAGUGCCGGGCUGGACGACGGCCAGGGCCGGUCUCGUGUGCUCGAGAGCCCGCCGAUGAGCCGUCUGGGCGAGCUCAUGAACGAGAAUCUGUUUGGUGAGGACGACGACGUGGCCCAGCGCACGCGGCACGCGUACCAACAUGCCGUUGCCGUGCUCAAUUGGGCCCACAGCAGCCCUUAUAACGGGGCUUGCCUGGUUUUCCCGGCCACGGUGUCGCGGCAUUUUGUCGACCUGCUCGGCAGCCGGUCGUAUAGGGCCAUCACCAUCCUGGCCUGCUUCUUUGCCAUGCUGAAGACGCUCGAUCGGGUCUGGUGGCUGCAGGGCAUGGCGCGCCGCGAGGUGCUGGGCAUCGUGUCCAUGUUCAACUCGGACGCCAUCCCGAUGGACGUCGAGCGUCGCUGGUGGCCCCACGUGCAGUGGGCUGUGCGUGUGGCCCUGUACCACGACGACAACUCACCGACGGACUAUGUGCCGCCUGAUGUCUGGGGCUGCUCGCCGUGCUACGACGUGCCGGAAAACGGCCAGACACAUCGGGCGCCCGAGAGUUUUGUGAGCCACAUCGACAUGGUCUCGGAGUCGAUCAACGGUGGCGGGGCGUCGGUCGAGUUCAACUACCCCGGCCUGAUCUAG
Grosmannia clavigera kw1407 is the source of this 1833-nucleotide messenger RNA. Its product is annotated as c6 zinc finger domain containing protein. The transcript has 2 exons. Gene Ontology annotation, molecular function: zinc ion binding; DNA-binding transcription factor activity, RNA polymerase II-specific. Lineage: Eukaryota; Fungi; Ascomycota; Sordariomycetes; Ophiostomatales; Ophiostomataceae. Bases 1 to 1833 code for a protein of 610 amino acids. Gene Ontology annotation, biological process: regulation of transcription by RNA polymerase II. The record is from RefSeq and is a predicted model, not a curated record.